AACAAAUAGCUGUCAAACCAAAAAUAUCAAAACAAGACGAUCAGUCGCCAACUUGUCAUUUUUCAUAUCAAAGGAAUGAUAUCAUUAUCAAUUAUACCAAAUAUAAAAACAAACAACAACUGGAGUUAAUUUUAAUUUAUAUAAACAUAAAAUAAACCUAUCGAUAAAUAACAUGGAAGACAAAACAUUUGUCUGGACGUCUGAACUUAAUAAACGAUUGUUUCAAUUACGUUUUGAAAACGACUGGCUAUUUAAAAGUAAAAAGCAACCAUGGAGUGAAUUUCGCAAACUGCUGUUAGAUAAUGGAUUCCCUAGUGAGAUGACUAUAGACCAUGUUAGAAAGAAAUGGUCCUAUACAUAUGAUAUGUAUAAAACAGCAAAGAAAACAAAUAAUAAAAGUUGGAAGUAUUAUAAAAUGUUUGAUAAACAUUUUGGUAAAAAUGAAAUAUUGGACAAAUAUGAAUCAUGGAAUGAUGAAUGGCGUUUAAAAUUAAUAAUAUGUGUGACAGAGGCUAAAGCUUUAAACUUAGAUGUUCUUUCUUUCUGGAGAUCAGUUGAAAGAGCAAUGAGGUAUCAGGAUCUUCCCAUGGACUGCUGUGUACAGGAUAUGAAGGGCUUAUGGCAUCAUAUUAGAAUUACUUUUAAUAGAAAACAUCGAAUCAAAAUAAAGAAAGGAAGCGAACAUAGUGACUGGCCGCUUUACGACACUAUGCUGACGUAUUACCAGAAGUUCGAACCUGAAGUAUUGGUCAACUUGGAAACACAGCCGCCAUGCGCCUUCGGGAACAGACUGAAAAACUCUUCGAAAUGUUCAAAAAACGAAAAAAAGGAUACGGAUAAUAAUGAUAGUGAAAAUGAGUUUCAAUGGUCCAAGGAUAUAACAGAAACGUUUAUACAAAUCAGACUGCAGCACGAUUGGUUGUUCAGGCAGAAAAAAUGGGCUUGGAAUGAAUUACUAAAAAUCAUGAUCGACGAAUACGGAUUUCCAAAAACGUUGACAUCCAGGGAGUUGUGUAGAAAGUGGGCAGCUACGUUUUCAGAAUAUCAAAAGUCAAAGGCAACUAACAACAAGACUUGGGUGUAUCACAACUUAUUUGAAUUGUAUUUAGGUGAUUCGUCUAAACUUAGUCUGAAUCCACUUGUUGAAUGGCAAGAAGAAUGGGUAUUCAAUCUUAUUAGCACGAGAACAGAUCUAGAACAUUUGUUUAAAACAUUCAAGGAUCCUUGCGGGGGAUGGCGCGAGGUUGAAAAGCGGUUAAGAAUAGUCGGACUUCCAAUGGACCAUAGUUUGUUAGAUCUCGAAGAAAUAUGGAUUCAUCUGCUAAAGACUUUUAAGUGGAAACAAAAAUUUGCCAACAAAGGCAUACUGAACGAACACUGGCCGUACUUCGAUGCGAUGGCCAGAUAUACUGAAGUUCAAGAAAAACAUGCGAUCAAGGUUCAAAAACUCCAAGACACUCAUGAAUACGCUGACGUCAUACACGAUGACGACUAUGAGGAUGAUAUGAAGCUCUUAGACCUGAAACAAAGACUCCAACUGCAGGUGAAACCGAAGUAUGAAGUGGAUGUAGGUGAUCAGUGCAGGUCCUGUUCCAACUUAGAUGCUUGUAUUGAUAUAUUUGAACAGAAGGAUGAUGAUGGCUUCGAUUUGGCGUACAAGCUUAAACUUAUUGGUGGUAUUGAGGUAGAAAAAUCCGAAAAUCUACCUUCACAUAUAUGUUUAAAUUGUCUUCAAGAAUUAGAAAAUGCUUACAAAUUCAGACGGAAAUGUCAGAACGUCGAUAAACAACUCCGCGGCGCACCGAGACACAUCAAACAAGAAGUAGACGACAAACACGAACAAAACGCACUCGACGACUCGAAGGACGAUGAUAUACACGAUGCAGACGACAUCGACGUGUCGUUUGAGCCAAACGAGCCCCUACAGAAAGCGGAACCCAAACCUAAAGUUAAAAAAGAAAAAAUCAUACCUAGAAGGAAAAGAGUACGCAAAUUGAAAUAUGUCUACUGGAAAAUAUGCGAAAUAUGCGGGAAGCAUACGAGAAACCUCAUCAGUCAUCUCGACACACAUGCCACUGAAAAACUGUAUUCCUGCGAUGUUUGUGACAAAAAAUUCAAGUUCAAAAGCGGCUUGGUGAUGCAUAAGGCGGUCCACGACCCCACGCCGCGGAAGACUUGCGAAGUUUGCGGAAAGACCUUCCACGUCCUCGCUCAGUACCGGAGGCAUUUCGUCUAUCACGCCAAUGAAAGAAAGUUCGGGUGUGAGACCUGCGGCAAACGAUUUAAUACGUUAGAAAUCUUAACAGUACACAACCGGACCCACACCGACGAAAGACCGUUCCCUUGUCCAGAAUGCGGGAAAACGUUCCGGACGGCGGGCUGCGUCAGUAGGCACAAAAGAAUUGUACAUAAAAAUAUAAGAAAAAUUCAAUAAAUUAUUUAUGGACAUGGUA
Molecule: messenger RNA, 2453 nt
Organism: Trichoplusia ni (cabbage looper)
Lineage: Eukaryota; Metazoa; Arthropoda; Insecta; Lepidoptera; Noctuidae
Exons: 14
Coding region: 173-2434 (753 amino acids)
Biological process (GO): regulation of DNA-templated transcription
Cellular component (GO): nucleus
Molecular function (GO): zinc ion binding; DNA-binding transcription factor activity, RNA polymerase II-specific; RNA polymerase II cis-regulatory region sequence-specific DNA binding
Source: RefSeq, a predicted model, not a curated record